CUCUUACAGACAGUACGGUGACCGAAGCGUCGCGUUUACGUGGGGUAUUACAGUAACCGGUUGUCAGUGAUGAGUCAGAGUGCGUGGUGCUGAUGCUGCUGCCAUUUCAUCACCUUUGCGAGCGCAGCAUCCAUCCUCCACUCUCCUGGCUCCUGGGCCUACCUCUCAUCGGGCUCCCAGGCCAGCGAUGAGCUCGUGGCCAAGCUAGAUCCGGACCAAGCCCUCCUCUCCGAGGCCUCGGCGGGACACCACGUCCCGCCGACCCCAGGCCUGGACCAAGGAGAUUUGCCAAGUCGCGGCCAUGGAAGCCAUCUGGCUGUACCAGUUCCGGCUCAUUGUCAUCGGGGAUUCCACAGUGGGCAAGUCCUGUCUAAUCCGCCGCUUCACCGAGGGCCGCUUUGCCCAAGUUUCAGACCCCACCGUGGGGGUGGAUUUUUUCUCCCGCUUGGUGGAGAUCGAGCCAGGAAAACGCAUCAAGCUCCAGAUCUGGGAUACCGCGGGUCAAGAGAGGUUCAGAUCCAUCACUCGAGCCUACUACAGGAACUCAGUAGGUGGUCUUCUCUUAUUUGACAUUACCAACCGCAGGUCCUUCCAGAAUGUCCAUGAGUGGUUAGAAGAGACCAAAGUACACGUUCAGCCCUACCAAAUUGUAUUUGUUCUGGUGGGUCACAAGUGUGACCUGGAUACACAGAGGCAAGUGACUCGCCACGAGGCCGAGAAACUGGCUGCUGCAUACGGCAUGAAGUACAUUGAGACGUCAGCCCGAGAUGCCAUUAAUGUGGAGAAAGCCUUCACAGACCUGACCAGAGACAUAUAUGAGCUGGUUAAAAGGGGAGAGAUUACAAUCCAGGAGGGUUGGGAAGGGGUGAAGAGUGGAUUUGUACCAAAUGUGGUCCACUCUUCAGAAGAAGUUGUCAAAUCAGAAAGGAGAUGUUUGUGCUAGUCAGCCCUUUUACUUCCAAAACAUGCUCUCCCACUGGAACUUAAAAGUGAUUGAAACAAAUAGAAUUCUUAUGU
Urocitellus parryii (Arctic ground squirrel) is the source of this 1017-nucleotide messenger RNA. RefSeq names its product RAB39B, member RAS oncogene family (gene Rab39b). Gene Ontology annotation, biological process: Rab protein signal transduction. NCBI's taxonomy places the organism in Eukaryota, Metazoa, Chordata, Mammalia, Rodentia, Sciuridae. The record is from RefSeq and is a predicted model, not a curated record. Gene Ontology annotation, molecular function: GTPase activity; GTP binding.